Molecule: messenger RNA, 2902 nt
Organism: Corticium candelabrum
Lineage: Eukaryota; Metazoa; Porifera; Homoscleromorpha; Homosclerophorida; Plakinidae
Product: A disintegrin and metalloproteinase with thrombospondin motifs 9-like
Exons: 22
Coding region: 262-2712 (816 amino acids)
Biological process (GO): extracellular matrix organization; proteolysis
Cellular component (GO): extracellular matrix
Molecular function (GO): metalloendopeptidase activity
Source: RefSeq, a predicted model, not a curated record
CUCGUCGUUGAUGCGAAAGUGCACUUCGGUUGUUACAGAGAGAUUAUGUAUGUUUAGAAUGGGCACUUCUUCUCUAGCGAAGGUCAUUUCUUUGUUCAUUCCGUUGACGGGAAAGACACGAGUGGAGUUGACAGACCACAUGUGGUUGGUCGCGUGCGGAGAGGCAGAGACACCGGAUCCGGAACGGAAUCGAAUGGUGAGAGUGAUCAUGAUAGAGCGCCGACGACGACAGUCGAAGUAUCGGUGGUGGCUGACCGUGACAUGACGCAGUUCUACGGAGAUAAAACAGAAACGUACAUUCUCUCGCUUAUGAACACCGUCUCUACUCUGUUCAAAGACAAAUCAUUAGGAACUCAAGUGGACAUUGUGCUGGUCCGUCUCAUUAUUUUGGAAAAUGAUUCUGUAAACCUGUCAGUAAGCUCUGAUGCAUAUUCAAGUUUGAGAAACUUCUGUCAGUGGAAGAAAUCAAUCACCAAACAAUCAGUGAAUGAGGAUGUUUCUCUUCUUCUUACGAGAAGAAAGAUAUGCGACCGCAACAGUCAAAACUGUGAUGUCUUAGGCAUGGCGGACAUGGAAGGCGCUUGUAGUGAUUUUGGAAACUGUGCCAUUGUUCAAGACGUCGGUCUCAUAUCUGCCGAAGUCGUCGCUCACGAAAUAGGACACUUGUUGGGUAUGAGACAUGAUGGUGAUGACAACUUGUGUUUCUCAAGAGGAAAUCAUAUCAUGGCAUCCACGUUAGUAAAUUCGCCCGAAGCUCACUUCCGCUGGUCAAGCUGUAGUCGGAAAUCUUUGACAGAUUUUCUUAGAAAUAGUAAGGCAAACUGUCUAAAGAAUUCUUAUGAUGUUGGUUCUCCAUUGCGGCGAAAGGUGGCGGAUCUAGAAGGAAAAUUACCAGGUCAACUAUUCUCGCGAGAGGAACAAUGCAAGGUUUCUCAUGGUUUGUAUUCGAAACCUUGUGUGUGGCACUCAGAAACGUCUUGUGGUGUCGCUUGGUGUUCGACGUCAACAGGACGAUGUAUUACUUUUGGAGGGAAAUGGGCGGAGGGCACGAAGUGUGGUGAAGGGAAGUGGUGCAUCAAUGGUCAAUGCGUGAAUAACAAUUCCUAUAGCGAAGCUGGCGAUGUCGCCGUCGAUGGCGGUUGGUCGAGUUGGAGUAAAGCGAGUUCGUGUAGCCGCACGUGUGGAGGUGGAGUGAAAACCGCAUACAGGAAAUGCAACAAUCCAAGUCCUCAAAAUGGCGGCAAGUCUUGUGUUGGAGACAGUCGUCGCUACAUGGCCUGUUCUGUGGAUGAAUGCGCCGAUUCGAGUUUCUCGUAUCGACAGUCGCAGUGCGCUCAACUCUACAAGCAAGCCGUGAUGACGGACAGAGUGUCGCAUCCGAGAUGGAGACUCAGUCAUCUCACAGUGACCGCAAGAGGGGAAGACUGUCGUCUGCACUGCUAUGGUAGAGACGAGAGAAGUCUGUUUCCGGUGGCACCGGUGGCAAAAGACGGUACUCUGUGUCGACUACAGAGCAAUGAAAAGGGAAUGUGCAUUCGAGGCAACUGUAGGCGACUAGGAUGUGACCGCAUUGUGGGAUCCAGUGAGAGAGUAGACAGAUGUGGUGUGUGCGGUGGUAAUGGUACUGGUUGUAAAGUAGUCGUUGGCUCGUACAGUCCUGAUGACAAAGGAUUUGUGCCUAUCAUCGAAAUACCUAGAGGGGCAGUCAACGUUGACGUUUGUCAGGCGUCUUCUUCGCUCAGAGACGGCUCAUACCUUGCAAUUCAAGAUGAACAUGGUAGAAAUUAUUUCAACAAUCGUCGUUUGCUCGAGGUUCGUCCUGUUUCGUUCCAGGCAGCAGGCACGACACUCAAGUACAGUGGAGCGUCCUCAUCACAAGAACAGAUAACCGCACAAGGGCCAUUACAGGAAAAACUCAUAGUGAAGAUGUUGGUCUUUAGAACUCAUGCUCAUGAAGUUCGAUAUUCCUUCUCAUUACCUAAAGAAAAUGAAGAAAUUCAAAAUAAUACGAGUUUUCUGCCACCAGUAGAGCGAUACUCGUGGACGCAUGAAAGUAUUUGGUCUGCUUGUAAUAAAGUGUGCCAAGGCGUUCAGUAUAAGAAAGUUGUUUGCAAAAACCUAAACACGGAUCGAGUUGUAAGGGAUGUUUACUGCAAUACGAAGGAGAAACCACAAUCUCUCCAUAGACCUUGCAACACCGUGUGCCCUAGCAGAUGGAACGUUAGCAAUUGGCAAACAUGCUCCUGCAAUGGCAAGCAAGCGAGACUUGUUGUCUGUGUUGACGCUGGAGGUGCACGAGUGCCUGACGCAAAAUGUAGCAACAUCACUAAGCCGAGCACAACUAGAUCGUGCCUGUACGACCGCACCAACUGCUCCAAAGGUCAUUGGAAGAAAGCAAAAUGGAGUGGCUGCAAGGCUCUAUGUGGCCAUGGUGUACGAGAUCGCCAUGUAUAUUGUGCAAACGCCAAAGGAGAGAGACUGGCCGAUGACAGAUGUCGUGGACGGAAACCUUCAGCCACGAGAUCUUGCGCUGUCAAACAGAAAUGUGGCGGAUGGGUGAUCGGUAGCUGGUCACAGUGUUCUGCGUUUUGUGGUUACGGUCUCCGUCAGCGUUCCGUCACGUGUGUUGAUGAUAACGGGUUGUUCUCGUCGUCAUGUGAUCGACUUACGAGACCUGCAGAGACGAAGGCGUGUUAUCAAAAGUGUCGUUAGAUUACAUGAAGGGGAAUCUUCUUUGUCACUUUAAAAUUAUUAGAAACUUUUAAGUAUUAUGUUCGAAUAAUUGUAUUGCGUACUUAAUUUAUUAUUUAAUGAACGUGCUUUUUGCAAGUAAGCUAAGAAUAUUUGUUCAGAUGCGUAAUAUUUCGCUUGAUUAAAAUAUUUAUUGUGCGGAUGCUGUCAC